AUGAAUUAAAAAAAAGGAAAGGCAAUCCCCAUGUAAACACUCAGUUUUACAGUCUCAAAUUAACUACCUCAAAUACAAACCCAAUCUUUGACUUAAGUUAAUAGUCAAAUGUAAACUGUCCAAUCAGCCAAAUAACCACCAAAACCUCAGAAAAUGUUUUCUGAUUACAUGAAACAAUUAAUGUAGAACCCAGAAACCAAGAAAGUCUAUGAUGAUGCAGCUAAUAAAGUUCCAGCACCCUAAAUUGAAGACCAAAAGUAAUAAUAACAAUAAUAAUAACAAUAACAAUCGAAACCAUUUUCAAUUAAGCAAUCUUAAACUUCUAACAGUUUCACCUCUAAUGCUAAUUCAACCAAGAAACCUUUUAAUUAAUUUUAUGAAUAAUCUAAAAUUAGAACCGUCAACGAUUCCAUUCCCAGGCCUUAAUCAGAGAAAAGACAACAAGAAAAUCAUAGUUACGUUUCAACUCAAAAAUCAGAAGAAGUCUCUAAUGAUAUUGAUAAUAAGAGUGUCAAAUCCGAAACAUUUAGUAUCUCCAAAUCUUCAUAAGAUCUACCUGAUUCUAGUUCUAAAUAUGUCAAGAAAAAAAGAUAGGAAAUUAAAUUUGACUCAGAUCUAUGGGUUAAAAAUGAAAUACCCAAAUAUAAAUUACAAAGUAAAGAAUACAAGGAUAUUAUGAAUCAAGUUGAACAAUUGGUAGAAUCGAGGGAAUAAUCUCGAUAAAAGUAAAUAAAAGAAUUGGAAGGCUAUAUUGAUAGUAGAUAGACAUCUAGAACUCAAACUAAGUAACAACUUAAUGAAGAAUAAGAAUUGGAGAAUCAAAUUCAAAUGUUAGCAGUAGAGUUGGAUUAAGUUGAAAAAAUUGAAUUGGAAUAAAAAACUAAAAUUGACAUUCAAAGAUUUUAACAAUUAUUGGAUAAACCAUUAGAUAAUGAUUCACAAGAUCCAUGUUUAUCACAGAAUUACUUCGUAACAGAGAAUAAUUUAAGGUUAAAAUCACUGGAUAACAACCAAUCAGAAUCAGAAUCUCCAAUUAAAUUUUAGAAAAUUGAUAAUUAGGAAUAAUAUAUUGAAUAAAUUGAAAAGAAAAUUGAAAAACAAUAAGAAACCUUGGAAAACAUAGCCAAAUUUAAAUUACCUAAUGAAUAUCAAUUAAGAUUGGAAUCAUUAUUAUAAGAUAUAGAUAAUCUUAAACAAAGUUCAAUUAAAAACUAUUCAAAUCCAUUUUUAAUUCCCAAAGAAAAGUUGAUUGAAGUACAUAAAAAGAUCAAAAAACUAAAUCCUAAGUUCGUAGAAGAUGCUGAUCUAGAAUUUGAUAAGAAUUGCAUGUUACCAAAAGAUCCUAUCUUAAGAAAAGAGGCUGAUAGAUAGAAUCCCUUGAAAUUAAAACACAAGAAGUCAAUGCAGAAAUCUUAGGAGAGACCUAAGAUGUAACAAUUAAUUGAAUAAAUCAAAAAGAAAACAUAAUACACUCCCAGUGAAUUCUUGAAAUAAAAAAUGUUGCAAUUCGAUGAUCUAUCCAAAAAUAGUAAAAAUUGUGCCUAAGAAUUAACUACUAUAUAGUGUAAUUAAAUUUUAAAUGAGUUCUCUGAAUAUAAAAAAUAGUUAGACGUAGCAAUUAAAUAGAAUUAUGAAUUGUUAAAUUAGAGUAAGGAACAAGAUCUAUCAAACGAAUUAGAACUAUUGCAUGAAUAGUAACAGAGGGUUUAAAAUCUAGAAAAUGAAUAUUAAUAAGUCCAACAAUUUAUAGAAAAAUUCACUUAAGAUUUCUCCUUGCCUACUAUCAAUGAAGAUGAUGAAUAAAAUGAAAAUGUUCAAAUUCAAAUUGAAUAGCAAACAUAACCUCUCUAAUCAAUUGAAGAAUUAGAUUAGGAAAUUACAAGAAAAGUUAGAGAAUAGCAUCCAGAACUAUUUGAAGAAUGA
Paramecium tetraurelia is the source of this 1923-nucleotide messenger RNA. RefSeq lists its product as uncharacterized. Lineage: Eukaryota; Ciliophora; Oligohymenophorea; Peniculida; Parameciidae. The record is from RefSeq and is a predicted model, not a curated record. The transcript has 3 exons.